Drosophila montana is the source of this 1110-nucleotide messenger RNA. RefSeq names its product retinol dehydrogenase 12-like. The record is from RefSeq and is a predicted model, not a curated record. The transcript has a single exon. Lineage: Eukaryota; Metazoa; Arthropoda; Insecta; Diptera; Drosophilidae. The coding region runs from base 16 to 1095 and encodes 359 amino acids.
AUACGCUUUCCAGUCAUGGCGGAGAUGAACAUUACAGUUGGGCAUCCAAUGCCGGACACGUACGACCUGGGCAGCAUCUGCUCUCAGGGCUUCUGGCUGCAACUUGUCUUGGUCCUCAUCAUCGGAGUGGCCGUGGGCCUGGUAUUGUGGCUGUUGCGUAAGUUUAUUUUGGGUCCGGUGUACCGCAAGCCGAACCGCAUCGAUGGCAAGGUGGUCAUCGUCACCGGCUGCAACACGGGCAUUGGCAAGGAGACGGUGCUGGAGCUGGCGCGGCGGGGCGCCAAGAUCUACAUGGCCUGCCGGGAUCCGGCACGCUGCGAGGCAGCCCGCAUCGAGAUCAUGGAUCGCACACAGAACCAGCAGCUGUUCAAUCGCAGCUUGGAUCUCGGCUCGCUGCAGUCGGUGCGCAACUUUGUGGCACGCUUCAAGGCCGAGGAGACGCGCCUCGAUCUCCUGAUCAACAAUGCCGGCGUCAUGGCCUGUCCGCGUACUCUCACCGCCGACGGCUACGAGCAGCAGUUUGGCGUCAAUCAUUUGGGCCACUUUCUGCUCACCAAUCUGCUGCUGGAUCGGCUCAAGCAGGCGGCGCCCAGCCGCAUUGUGGUUGUCACCUCGGUGGCGCAUCUCUUCGGACGCAUCAAGCGCGACGAUCUGAUGGGCGAGCGCAAUUAUCGCAGGCUGUUGGGCGCCUACACCCAGUCCAAGCUGGCCAAUGUGCUCUUCACGCGAAAGCUGGCCAUGAUGCUGAUGGGCACGGGCGUUACGGUCAACUGUUGCCAUCCGGGCCUGGUGCGCACGGAUCUCAAUCGGCAUUUUGUCGCUCCGCGCUGGUUUCUCAAAACCCUCAGCGUGCUCUCGCUUUACUUCUUCAAGAGUCCGCGUGCCGGCGCCCAGACACAGCUCUAUUUGGCCCUGGAUCCGGCACUGGCCAAUUCUACGGGUGGCCUAUACGCCGACUCUUUUCGCUGUCCCCUGGUGCCUUGGGCACGUGACGUGGCCACCGCCGAUUGGCUCUGGCGCGAGAGCGAGAGGCUUGUGGGCAUAGGCCCAGCAAAACGGCCUGCAACCAAUAUUUCAAUUGAGUCCGUAGCCUGAAUCGUUGAUCGAAUA